Messenger RNA from Venustampulla echinocandica, 1200 nucleotides. RefSeq lists its product as uncharacterized. Gene Ontology annotation, cellular component: nucleus; cytoplasm. NCBI's taxonomy places the organism in Eukaryota, Fungi, Ascomycota, Leotiomycetes, Helotiales, Pleuroascaceae. Bases 1 to 1200 code for a protein of 399 amino acids. The record is from RefSeq and is a predicted model, not a curated record. Gene Ontology annotation, molecular function: tRNA-specific adenosine-34 deaminase activity. The transcript has 2 exons.
AUGACUACAGAAGCAGUGGGCAGCCAAGACUGUCCUGAGCAAAAUGAAUCACCCGCUACUCUUAAGCAUGGCGGGUCAUAUCUGAUCCCACUGAAGACUACGUUAGAGACGGACACAGUGGACAAAGUGAUCAGUGUCUUCAUCACAGCAGUCCCGAUAAAAAAGGCUAGCUCUACCUUGAAUCUAAUUCGAAACCUCCUUCCAAAAGAUGGCGGGUUCGACCUCCAGCACCUCCGCAGAUUCGCCAAACUCGCCGCCGUGCCCACACAUGUGCGGGAUUCCUACGCUUCGAUAGCCCGGCCUUCAGAUUCCUCCUCCCCGGAAGACGAGAUACUCCUCGUACUAGCUCCAACCUCCGUAGUAUCGCAGAAGUUUCUAGUCGAGUCACUAGCGGUGCUACUACUCGACGAGGUCCCGAUAGCUACGAUUGAAGUCCCGCUUCUCGCGCCUACAUCACAGGAACAAGCUACGGGCUGGACAGCUAAAUACUGGCCGACGAUAUACAAAAAGAGUAACCCAUUUGGCCCGCACCCCAGCAUAGUCUCCAGAGCUGAGGAGGAGAUUCGUGGGGAUAUGGAUAAGUGGAUGGAAUUAGCUAGGGAAACGGCACGAGCUGCAAAGUCAGUGGGUGCUGGAGAAGCUGUUGGUGUUGUCAUUGUCGAGAGAGUGAAUGGGGCUGCGAGGCCGAUUGCUAUUGCCGGGGAUGCUAGGUGGUUAGAUUGGCUGAGGGAGGAAGACGGAGGGGGUCAGGGAAACGUCACGGCUCAUGCUACAAUGAGGGCUAUUGCAAUGGUUGCGGGGCAACUACGUCGAGCGGACCAAGAAAACAGCGAACAAGGUGCAGUUCCAGAAACCCCAGCUGGGGAGGAUAUUUUCCGCGAGCUGCCUAUACUGCCAAUUGAACAAACUGCCGUUCAGGAGCCGGCAAAUACCGAUGGAUAUCUAUGUCAUGGUCUAGAGAUUUACUGCACGCACGAACCUUGCGUCAUGUGCUCUAUGGCAAUUGUACAUUCCAGAUUCGCAAAGGUUGUAUUUGAGCAGCGGAUGCAGGCUACGGGUGGUCUUUGUGCUGAUGGCGAGCUACGCCAUGGCUUGUUCUGGCGGAAGGAAUUGAAUUGGACGCUUUUGGCUUGGCAGUGGUGUUGUGGUUCUCAAAGGGAAGAUGGGAAUUUGGAGGUUGCGAGGGAGUUGAAUGCUUGA